Molecule: messenger RNA, 2028 nt
Organism: Neoarius graeffei (lesser salmon catfish)
Lineage: Eukaryota; Metazoa; Chordata; Actinopteri; Siluriformes; Ariidae
Gene: dytn
Product: dystrotelin
Exons: 14
Coding region: 1-2028 (675 amino acids)
Biological process (GO): synaptic signaling
Cellular component (GO): plasma membrane
Molecular function (GO): zinc ion binding
Source: RefSeq, a predicted model, not a curated record
AUGGAUCUGGAUGGAAUAGAAGGCCUGAACGAUGCCUGUCCUGCAGUUUACCGUGCUGCAAUGAAGCUUCGUUCCCUGCAGAAACUAUGCCACAUGCAUAUGGUCUUGAUCCAGGAUUUGCGCUUGGCUCUCUGGACUGUUGGGAACUUGGGGAAUAUUUCCCAGGAAAGCUUGAAGCAGAGCCUAGAACAGCUCUUCCAGGGGGUUUUACAGAAAUUACCUGUUCAGGUGGUACAGGAAGCUACAGAGCAGACUUCCAGUCUUCUCUUCAAACUAUAUGACAGGGAGGAGACUGGCUUUGUCCUUCUCAGGUCUGUGGAAGCAGCACUGAUAGUGCUUUCAGGAGACACACUUUCAGCCAAACACAGAGCUCUGUUCCAGCUAGCUGUCAGCUAUAGCAGAAUGCAAAGCACAGAGAAUGCUUUUGUCAGCCGUGCUGGACUCAGAAACCUUUUGGAUGACCUUAGUCAGGUGCCAGCUGUAGUUCAGGAGAGCCAUGUGUUCGGUCCAGUGGAGGCUGCAAUCCAAUCCUGCUUCACUGGGGUUAUCAGUGGGAAGGCAGGAGAGGAGCAUUUUGUGAGCUGGCUGCAAACGGAGCCUCGUUUGCUGUUGUGGCUUUCCACCCUCUUUAGACUCUCAGUGAGUGAGGGAGUACAGCACAGAGUGCGCUGCCACACUUGCAAAGCCUUUCCCAUCACAGGCCUCAGGUAUCGCUGUUUGAAGUGUUUGAAUGUCCACCUGUGCCAAAACUGCUUCCUGACCAAGAAACAUACAAGGAUGCACAAGCCUUCACAUCCAGUUCUGGAAUAUUGCACUCAGCCCUCAUGGAAGGAAUCAGUGGUAUUAUUGGCAUCCCGUGCUCGCCAUAUUCUUCUGCCACGGCGCUACACCAGGAGAGAAACAGAGAGGAAGAGAGCUCUUAUAGCUGUAUCUAAAGGAAAGACAGAUGAGAGUAGUCAUGUCUCAGGGCUGCAGCAGCAAGAGUAUGCUGAUAAUCUGGAAGGUUUGGACAUCACUGUCUCUGAAAAUGUCCCUCCUCCUCCUCCUCCUCCUCCUCCGCAACUUAACAUGGAGUCAAAAUCACUCCAGACAGAUGAGUCUGACGCCCAGCCUCAGAGAAAGAUAUCAUUACUCCAAAAGGACCUAAGCAUCACACAAAACACCAUGAAAGAUCUGCAGAGAGAUAAAUGGCUUCUGGAGAAAGAAUUUCAGGUAUGGAAAGUAGCUGCACAGUCAGAGCAUGACUCUCUGGAAGACAGGUGUACGGAGCUGGAGGCCACUAUGGAGGCGCUGAUCCAGCACAACCAACAGCUGGAGCAGGAGCUCGGACAAGUCAGACACGCAUUGAGCGUGAGAGGAAGAGAUGAGUUUACCAGUGACAACCCCACCCCUCCUCCACAACUACACAGCGGAGAUGACACCAGUGAGAAACAGUUCACAGAAGCUGAAUGUCCAGCUUCAUACACCAGCUCCACUACAGAAAAGGAUCAGGAAACAUCAACAGUGGAAGUGAGUGAGAGAGAAGAGCAGAUGGAGGAGGAAGAGACUCUGAAUCAAGUGCAAGAGGAAGGGUAUAGAGAUGGAAUAGAUACUGAAACCAGUGUGACUGAGACAAAGAAAGAGGUCCAACUUGUAGAGGAGUGUGAAGAAGAAGAAGAAGAAGAGGAAGAGGAAGAGGAGGAGCCACACAUUUACAGACAAGAGCUUAUUGGAAAAGAUACAACAUUAGACAGAUCCAUCAUUGUGCAGGAUUCUGGGACAGAUAACUCAGAUGAGGAAGAAGAACUACUUUGUGACCUCGUGCAGAAACUUCAGGUUGCACUCCUAUCUCCACCAACAGAGUGUGGUUCGUGUCAGACAGAGGCACUGUUACAAGCAGCAAGAGGGGUUGAAGAUUCAGUAUUUUAUCUUGUUACUUCUCUCAAAUCAAUCACCUCACCUGGACAGGACAUGGAACUGGGCUCAGCAAACAGUGGUCCGCACGACAAAGACUUGCGCUACCAAGGAAAUUUAUUUUCCCACCAAUGA